UUUUUGUUCACAGCCUACAUCAAAUAGAAUUUUUUAAGUUAUUAAUGAUUAGCUAGUAAAAUAAAAAAAACUAGUUAUAAACUGUAAAUAGAGAGUAACACAUGGAUUAAAUUAUCGCAAUGAAUUAUCUUUAUAGAGUGCUAUACAAAAUCUGUUAUUUUCUAGUAAUAGUGUUUCCGUAUACUAAAUGCACUACAGAGGAAACUUUGCAAAAACUAAAAGAUAACUUUUUGAAUAACCCUAUGGAAGACUGGAUUUACAAAGACCGCUAUUUGACGUUAAAGCAACUAGGGCUUCACUAUUUAGAUGUUAAUCGAUCAAUUCGUUACCCGCGUCAGCCAUCAAACCGAAUGAAAAAUGCUUUUUAUAGAGCUAUAAACGGCGAAAAUAUGAAUGUAGCAUUGCUGGGUGGUUCCAUAUCAGCCGGAGCAACACUUUUUAAAGAUAACAAUCAGCACAAAAUAUUUUUUUAUGCUUUACAAGAUUAUUGGAAUAAAACAGUAACACCUAUAACUGGUUCAAAAAUGAUGAUUCAUAAUUAUGCAAUCGGCGCUACAGGUAGCGAUUUUUAUUCUUAUUGCAUUGAUAACUAUGUGCAAGGUAAUGCAACAGAUUUAGUUAUAUGGGAGUUAUCUGCUAAUGAUUACCAUAGAUUUGAUAAUCGAGACGUUCCUCCUACUUUGCCUCUUGAAAUACUAACAAGAAGUGUUAUGCGCUUAAAGCGAAAACCAGGGUUACUUUACGCACAUUUUUUUCGUGGAAAAGAUUAUCGAAAAGAAUUAGAGUGCAAUAACUUAGAAUCGGACGGAGCAAACUAUUUAUCUAGGUAUUAUCGUGUUCCGUCAAUUAGUUGGAAAAAACUAGUUUGUCGUAAGCUUAUUUUAAAUGAACAAAAAAUGUUUACUAAAUUGUUUGCCCAGGAUUCGUCACACCCAAGUUUGCUAGGACACGCUCAAAUGGGAUUUCUUCUGAUUCAUUUGAUACGCAAGUUAUUCAUUCAAGUUAUAGAUGACGUUCUUACCAACUUAUCGCAAGACUAUUUGUCAUUACCUGGGACGAUAAGUCUAGAACCGGUUGUAAUAGAACCUAUGCUCAAGCCCGUUUUUACAAAAACAGACCUUGUUGCUAGUGAUCCACUUUGCUUUACAUUUAAUAUUCCAAGCAAUGGUCAAACUCCUUUCAAUUUAAAGAAAAUUCUAAAAGUAGUUCGAAACGAUGGUUACGUUAUUUCAACAGCGCACGGUUUUAUAGUAAGAAAGGAUAAAACAGAAGGUCUGCGUACAAAGUUACCUAAUAAAGAGCUACAUAUACAAAUCAAUGUUCCGACACAUCAACAAACACCAUCGAAAGAGUGGAUGAUUUUGAUAGGUUCAUAUUCUAAUUUUGGAGGAGCUAUGUUUUUCAUAGACAAUAAAUUAAGUCGCGUUAUAGAAACAGAAAAAUAUGCAUACGGAAGUAUUGUAGCAGCGGUAGCAACUAAAGUAAAACCAGGUAGACAUGAUCUAGUAAUCAAAUCGCUAAAAUCUGGAUUUUUUAUAUCAUCUGUGAUGUUAGGCUAAAAUUCUUUAUUAGUCUUGUAUAUUGUUAAUUAGAAUUUAUUGUAUAGACGUUUGAGUAAAAUACUAGUGUCGUGCAGAAAAUACGAGUUUUGCUAUUUAUUUGUAUAUAUUUAUCAAACUUUUGUAAUUUUAUUAUAAUAAAAUAUUUUUACUUAAA
Molecule: messenger RNA, 1716 nt
Organism: Hydra vulgaris (swiftwater hydra)
Lineage: Eukaryota; Metazoa; Cnidaria; Hydrozoa; Anthoathecata; Hydridae
Source: RefSeq, a predicted model, not a curated record